CCCGCCUCCUACCUCGUCUUCUCUGGACUUCAGGGGAGAGGUUUGGGAGCCUGGGAGUCGGCUCGGAAAGUGAAGGGUGCGCACCUGGGAAGCUGUUCUUAAUCUCCCUGCUCAGAAUGAGCCAGUCUUGGUGAUGACCCCACCUCCAGAAGCCACCAGACUAUGUGACAGUGGGGGGUUUGGGCCAGCCUUGAGAAGAGCAAGGAUCCCAGAAUGAUGAUAUAUGAAGGGUUUUCCAAGGUCAUCUAUUUCUAACUCUCUUGAAAUCUUUAAAGACAUCGGGCCUGAAAAGUUCAGUGACUUGUCCAGGGAAACCCAGUUUGUUUGUGACAGAAUCAGGAGGAAAACAGUGCACUUCGCCCUCUCACAGCUGAACCACAGUUCUCUACUCUCCCAAGAGCAGAAAAUGAACAUACCUCAGGCAUCAGUAUCAUUCAAGGACGUGACUGUGGAGUUCACCCAGGAGGAGUGGUGGCAGAUGGACUCUGCUCAGAGGACCCUGUACAGAGAUGUGAUGUUGGAGAACUACAGCCACCUCGUCUCAGUGGGGUACUGCUUUACAAAACCAGAACUGAUCUUCAUGUUGGAACAAGGAGAAGAUCCGUGGUUAUUAGAGAAAGAAUUUGUAAACAGAAGUUCCCCAGAAGAAUCCCAACCUGAUGAACUCUUACAGGAGAGCCUAGAAAACCAAGGCAAACAUUUGAGGCAAGUUUUAUUUGUCAACAAAUCAUUGACUACAGAGCAAGAAAUUUCAAGAAAACUAUGUACUCUGGACAUAAACAUUUUCCCUGCAGAAACAAUGCCUUGUAAAUUUGACACUACAAGGUCUACUUACUUGCUUCUUAGCUCAUUGACCCCACACCGUCAAUAUUCAAGAAAGAAGGCUUAUGAGCUUAAUUUAUGUGAGAACUGGCUCCUCAGUAUUAAGGAUCGCAGAACUAAUACUGGAGAGAAAUCUUUUGUUUAUAGUAAAAGUGUGAAAGCCUUUGGACAUAAAGACAAAGUUAUUCAGCAUCAGACAAUUCAGACUUUACAGCAAACUUUUGCAUAUAAUGAAUGUGGAAAAGAUUUUCUUGAAAAGACUGCCCUUGUUACAUCUAAGAAUACCCACCCAAAAGUGAAAUCUUAUAAAUUCAAUAAAUUUGGGGAAAACCAAUAUGAUAAAUCAACCUUGAUAAUCUCUCAGAGCAAUCAUCCAGAGGAGAAGAGUCACUACGAGUUUAAUAAAUAUGAAUAUACUAUUGAUAAAAACAGAAAUAAUUUCAGUAGGAUCACUCAAAGAACUGACACAGAAGGGAAAUCUUUUAGCCAAAAAUUACACAUUAGAGAACAGCAAAAAAUUCAUAUAGGGGUGAAACCCUUUGAAUAUGGAAAGAAUUUCAGCCAUAAUUCAACCCUCCCAAUGCAUCAGAGAAUUCACACAAUAGACCAGUCCUCUGACUAUGGCACAUGUACACAAUCAUUGGCUUACCAGUCAACUUUCAAUGUACAUAAGAGAACGCAAAUAACAGUGAAACCCUAUGAGUGUAAUGAAUGUGGAAAAUCCUGCACUAUGACUUCAUGCCUGAUUCAGCCUCAGAAAAGUCACACAGAGGAGAAACCCUAUGAAUGUCAUGAAUGUGGGAAAGCUUUCAGUGAGAAGUCACGCCUAAGAAAACAUCAGAGAACUCACACAGGAGAGAAACCCUAUAAAUGUGAUGGAUGUGAGAAAGCUUUCAGUGCAAAGUCAGGCCUAAGAAUACAUCAGAGAAUUCACACAGGAGAGAAACCUUUUGAAUGUAAUGAAUGUGGGAAAUCUUUCAACUAUAAAUCAAUCCUCAUAGUACAUCAGAGAACUCACACGGGUGAGAAACCCUUUGAAUGUAAUGAAUGUGGAAAAUCUUUCAGCCAUAUGUCAGGCCUAAGGAAUCAUCGGAGAACUCACACAGGAGAAAGACCAUAUAAAUGUGAUGAAUGUGGGAAAGCUUUCAAACUGAAGUCAGGUCUAAGAAAACAUCAUAGAACUCAUACAGGGGAGAAGCCCUAUAAAUGUAAUCAAUGUGGGAAAGCAUUCGGUCAGAAAUCACAACUCAGAGGACAUCAUAGAAUUCACACAGGGGAGAAACCCUAUACAUGUAAUCAUUGUGGGGAAGCCUUUAGCCAGAAAUCAAACCUCAGAGUACAUCACAGAACUCACACGGGGGAGAAACCCUAUAAAUGUGAUGAGUGUGGAAAAACUUUCAGGCAGAAAUCAAAUCUCAGAGGACAUCAGAGAACUCACACAGGGGAGAAACCCUAUGAAUGUAGUGAAUGUGCCAAAGCUUUCAGUGAGAAGUCAGUCCUAAGAAAACAUCAGAGAACUCACACAGGAGAGAAACCCUAUAAUUGUAAUCAUUGUGGAGAAGCUUUCAGCCAGAAAUCAAACCUCAGAGUACAUCAGAGAACUCACACGGGGGAGAAACCCUAUAAAUGUGAUAAAUGUGGGAAAACUUUCAGCCAGAAAUCAAGCCUUAGAGAACAUCAGAAAGCCCACACAGGGAACUAAACAUAUAAAUGUAAUGAAUAUGGAAAAGCUCUGAGCUGGAAAUCAAGUCUCGCAAUACAAAAUAAAACAUGUAGGAGAGAACCCCUAUGAAUAUAAUGAACACUUGGAAGUUUCUCUGCAAGAUACCAGCUUUCAUUAAACAUCAGAGAACUUACACAAGAGAGAAAUUCUUGGAAUAUAUUUUACACGGGCAGUCUCAUCUUGAGUGCAGUCCUCAUUGUAGAUCAGAGAAUUCAAUCCAGCAAAGAAACUCUGUAAACAUAAUGAAUAUAAGAAAUACUCUGUGCAUUCGAUCCUUGGAAAACUCACACUGCAGAAGAACCCUGGGAAUGUAAUGAAAAUGUCAAAACUUUGUCCCAGCAAUCAAAAUUCAUUCAUCAUCAGAGAAAUCAGACAGAAAAUUGAGAAUGUAAUAAAUGUGAGAUAACCUUUAGCCAAAAGCCAGCUUUCUCGGUAAAGCAGAAAAUACAUAGAGACCUCACAGUAUAUCAGAACAGACAAGAAAUCAGGGUAAUGGAUGUGGGGAAUCCUUCUACUAUAAGUCAAACCUCAAUUUGACUAACACAAGGUAAUAACUAUAUGACAUAUAAUGACUAUUAAUUGUUCACCAAUAACCAUUUCCUUUUUUCUCAUGCCACACCUCAUCUAAAUUUCUCAACUACUCUGUCAUCCAAAUGAGAUCAUAUUUUUAACCUCUGGAUAGUGAAAUUUAGAGGUCAACGACAAGUCUUACUAAAUACACCUCUCAAAUUCUUAAUGUUUUCUCCUGUCCCUUGUCAGAAUGGAGUGGAGAUUACCCCCAGCAAAACCAAAGAGGCUCAUGCACAGAAGAUGAAAGAGUACAAAGUAGAAAGAAACAGGGCCAAAGAGUGACUGUUGAAUGAAAUUUUCUUCUGCAUGUACACAGACAUUUUGCUGUGAUGAAAUAAACUUGUUCUCUGCUGGGCUUCUA
Messenger RNA from Balaenoptera acutorostrata (minke whale), 3476 nucleotides. RefSeq names its product zinc finger protein 782 (gene ZNF782). The transcript is spliced from 7 exons. The record is from RefSeq and is a predicted model, not a curated record. Lineage: Eukaryota; Metazoa; Chordata; Mammalia; Artiodactyla; Balaenopteridae. The coding region runs from base 224 to 2524 and encodes 766 amino acids. Gene Ontology annotation, biological process: regulation of DNA-templated transcription.